AUGAAAUACGGACAAGAGCUGCAGCAAAACAUAUUCACUCCUUGGAAACUAUCCUAUGUCGCUUAUGAUGGCCUCAAGCACGAAUUAAAGAACCGUCAACUCGACCACGGCUGGACUGCAAAGGACGAGGAAGAAUUCAUUGAAAUGCUAGAUAACGAACUAUCCAAAGUAUACGAUUUUGUCAAUGCAAAGCUCUCAGAGAUAGACGCGCGUAUCCUUUACUGUGAACGAACGAUACAGACACUACAAAAAAAUCCUGCAAUGGCCUCUGAUGCUAAUUAUAGCAUAAUGGACGAAGCACUUACCGAAAUUUUAUUUGAUGUAAAUGAUCUCUCUCGCUUCACCCGUCUCAACUUUGUCGCCUUUCAAAAGAUUUUAAAAAAGCAUGACAAAUGGACAGGACUUCAAUUAAAGCAGGCCUUUGUAGAAAAGCUGAGAGAAAAGCCUUUGGACAAACAACGGUUUGAUGUUGCCAUUAUUUAUAUAUCAGCACUACACGACAUUUGUCGCAAUCGUGGAAAGAAAUCCAUAGAUGAUACUGCAUUUGAAGAUCAAAAUGAGUUUGAAAGAGCAACGGCAAAGUACUGGAUCCAUCCUGAUAAUAUAACAGAAGUAAAGGCAAUCAUCAUGCUACAUUUACCAGUUUACAUCUACAAUAAGCAAAAAAAGUGGGAGCCAGUAGAUUCGGCUAUCUCUAGUGUUUAUUUUGAUAAUCCAAAUUUUGACCUCUAUACCACUCGUUUACAAAGAGAUGAAGGAUCAGAAGCUAUUCGAUUUCGAUGGUACGGUACAAAUGAUAAAUCAAAUAUUUACAUUGAACGAAAGACACAUCAUGCUUCAUGGCUGGAUGGAGCCUCAGUCAAGGAUCGCUUUAGGUUGAAAGAAGGCCAAGUGAACUCAUUUGUUCAGGGCACUUUAACAGCAAACGAAAUUGCUCAUGGCUUUAGUCAAACCAACACAGACAAAAGUGCUGUUGAUCACGUUCAUUUUGUGGCCAGUGGUAUACAACGAUCGUUUAGGGAACGGCAACUUGAACCCAUGCUUCGAGUGUAUUAUAACCGUACAGCAUUCCAAUUACCAGAUGACCAACGAUUGCGAAUUUCUCUGGACACAAACCUUUCUUUUAUCCGUGAAGACCAUCUUGAUGGCGUUCAACGUAGACAACCUAGUUAUCAUUGGCGUCGUAAUGACGUAGGUAUUGAUUACCCAUUUCACAAUAUAAAACAAGACGAUUGUCUUCUUUUCCCGUAUGCUAUCCUCGAAACGAAGCUUCAGACGCAUCUGGGCCAGCAACCGCCUGCAUGGCUUACAUCUCUUGUUGAAAGUCACCUAGUACAUGAAGUACCUCGGUUUUCCAAAUACCUGCAUGGUGCAUGUCACUUUUAUCGCGAUCGAUUGGCUCUGCUUCCCUGGUGGCUAUCUGAAUUAAACGUAGACAUUCGUAAACCUAGAGCCGAAAAUAUAGGACUGACCCGG
Molecule: messenger RNA, 1476 nt
Organism: Rhizopus microsporus ATCC 52813
Lineage: Eukaryota; Fungi; Mucoromycota; Mucoromycetes; Mucorales; Rhizopodaceae
Product: SPX-domain-containing protein
Exons: 2
Cellular component (GO): fungal-type vacuole membrane; vacuolar transporter chaperone complex
Source: RefSeq, a predicted model, not a curated record